GACAUAUAUUACAAUUAGCGAUACAAAGCGUCACAGGUCAAAAGAAGAAGAAGCAGCAGCAGUGACCGUCAACAGAGCCACCUGCGCCUCUCGCCUAAGGACAAGUGUGAAAAAGAAAAGACUGACAUACGAAGCGACUUAACGCGAUAAAGUAUACAAGAAGAGGAGAUACGUCACAGAUCGUCAACCCCAAGAGUUUACGCUUAGAGCCUCAUGUUGUGUGUGGGCCGGAGGGUGGCGGGCCUGGCGCAGUGCUCCUUGGGGCUGCUGACCAGAGGCACACCAGUCGCUACAGUCCUGCCUCAGCACAGAAGCAAUAGCAGCAGCAGCAGCAGUCAGCAGUGGCAUGUAGAGGAGGAGGACAUCGACCCCCAGCAGCUGGCCCUUCUUGAGGAGCCAUGCAUCCUGGUGGAUGAGGCCGACACGCCUCUUGGCCCUGCCUCCAAGCGGCACUGCCACUUGAUGCGUGGCGGCACCUCGCCCCUCCACCGGGCCUUCAGCGUCUUCCUCUUCAACUCAGCUGGCGAGCUUCUGGUCCACCGCCGCUCACACACCAAGAUCACCUUUCCUGGUUACUACACCAACACCUGCUGCUCCCACCCACUGCACACCCCAAGAGAGACCAUUGAGGAGGGUGCACUGGGGGUCAGGAAUGCCGCACAGAGACGGUUGGAGUUUGAGCUUGGCAUUCCACUGGAGCAGGUGAGGCCAAGUGACUUCACAUACCUCACGCGCAUCCACUAUGCCAGCCCUUCUGAUGGCACUUGGGGUGAACAUGAGAUGGACUACAUAUUGUUUCUUCAAAAGGACGUUUCGGUCAGUCCCAAUGAGAAUGAGGUGGAGGAUGUUCGCUAUGUUAAAAGGGAGGACUUUGGCGGGUUCUUGAGGCGGCUGCAGGAUGACAACGUCCCCAUCACUCCGUGGUUUGGUCUUAUUGCUGAGAAGUUCCUGCCCCUGUGGUGGAGGAACCUGGAUGCCCUCCACAAGUUCACUGACCACCAUAAUAUUCACCGCAUGGAGUGACUUCCUCCACCAACCCUCCCUCCUGGCCUUCACUCCAUCCCUCCAUCUCAUCUCAUUCUCAGAGGUUUGUUGUCAUAUUUCAUUCUAUUCUCCAUCCUGUUCCAUCACUUUUCCUUGUAUUCUCAGAGGUUUGGCACAUCAUUGUAUGAUUUUCCACACCACAUUCCUUUCUCUCCACCUUGCUUCAUCUAGCUUUCUUAACAUGUGAAGUUUGUAUAGUACUGGAUAUUUGCACAUAUCCUGUGUUGAGUUCCCUCUCUUUUCCUUGCCUUUAUUAGAAGGCUCUAGUAGUCUUUGUUGACAUGUAGUUCUUAGAUAUUUAUGUAUUUAUGCUGCUCUCUACUCUUUGAGUGACCUGGAACAAGCAUUGUAUUGUUUUUUAGGUCCUGACAUUUAAAUACAGUAUAUAUAUAUAUAUAUAUAUAUAUAUAUAUAUAUAUAUAUAUAUAUAUAUAUAUAUAUAUAUAUAUAUAUAUAUAUAUACAUACAUACAUACAUACAUACAUACAGUCGUCCCUCAAAUAGUACGGUUUCCACUUGUACGGUUUUGGUUUUUACGGAUUUUCAUGGAAGAUUUUUUUUAGGAUUUUUCAAUUUCCUGCUCGUCGCACCAAGUAGCCCUGGCAUGAGUGGCAACACUGUUCUACCAAAACACCUGCUGAAAGCAUCCCAAAGCAUUCGAGAAAGGUGUUCACCUUGCAGAAGAAUUCAGAUUUAGGAGAAGUUACGUUUUGGGAUGAGCUACGUUGUGGUAGGGAGAGCAUACCACGUGAAUGAGAGCAGUGUUCGCUGUAUCUAUCAUAUUGUAAAAUAAAUUCUUGCCGCAGUAAUUGCCAGUGCUCCAAGAGUGCUGCAAGAGUGGAGAUAAAGGCCGUCCUUUUAUUAAGCCUCAUCGUUGCUAUGGCAACGGCAUCUCUCUUGCAGCAAAAUGGCGUACGCUGAUCUUCCUGGCGACGUUUUUUCCAUUUGAAACCUUCCUAUCACUAUUUUUUUUUAGGUGAACUAAUAAGAACCCUAAUUAAGUCAACUUGUAAUAUUAAACUCACCUUAAUAAAGCAGUUAAUUAGGUGUUUGUUGUGAUGGUUAUUCUGAGGCUCCUGCAUGGAGGCUACUGUGGAGUAUUGCUCAACACAUCCCCACGCUGUGAGCUUUUCCCUUGUCAGAAAGAUGUGGAAAUUUAUCUAUCUAUAUCUGUGAUGCCAGUUAAUUGAUCUAUCUAUGUCUGUAUCUCCAAAUCCAGCAGAAGAAUCUCCAACUUUCCCUAUUCUGUUGUAGCAGAAUGAUCAGGGAUCCCAGAAUAUUUAGAGACUGGCAUUGUGCCAGAACUGGAAGGCCAACAUGUCGAACAUUUCUCAGUACAGUAUUAAAUGUCCAAGCUCUUGAGCCACGAACACAGAACAGUGGAGCUUUUGGGUCCUGUGGCAGUGGACAGGCAGGUGGGCUGGCUGGCUGCUUCAGUGGAUGGCUAGCUAGUAAGUGAGGGUUUUCAAAUAGUAAAUUCAAGGUUCUUAACUUCAGACAAUGGAAAUAAGAAAAUUUAAAAAAAUUGAAGAUAAAACACACAGGGGGAAUGUUUGCUUCAAAUAGGAAAGUCAAGAUGGAAUACUGGGUUUGCAUUCAGGGGCCUAGCGAUGGAAGAUGGCAUAGCCCUCCCCAUCACAUUGCUGUAGUAACUGAGUCUGGGUGAGAGGGGGGCUUGUCACAUGCCACUCCGAGGUGCGUGGUGCCAAUCAAGAUGGCAUGAGAGAUGCAGUCAUACUCAUACUUAUAUAAUGAGAAUCUUAAGUUCUCACAGAUAUCAAGAUAAUGUAUUCAGAUAAGGCACAGUACUGCAUGUACACCAUGAGGUACUGGUGCCUCAGACCCUGAUGUGGGCUGUGGCAGAGUAUGAACACCAGGGAACACUUUUUUUUUUCUUUUUUUUAUAUAUACAACUGAAGAAUACACAGGAUAUGCACAUAAUACUGCUUUAAAGAUACUGUAUUAUUUGUCUUAUGUCAACACACUAGGGACAUACAUAGUGGUGUCCAGAGAAUAAUUUUUGUAUGAUCACUGCCCUCAAUAAAUAGGUUUAUACAGCUACCUCUUCACCAAGGUAAUAUGUGUUGGCUACAGGUGUUUGACUUAGGAUUACAUUGUAUGCUACUUGGAUCCCUUUCCUUUCUUGUAAAAGCACUAUGGCACAUUAAACCCUUCUCAUCAAAAAAGAUUUAUCAAUAAAAAGAGAAAAUUUGUCUCACGUUGUUGCAGGAUAAUCUGUACGACUUAUUUCAAACAUUCUGAAUGCCCAUUCAUUGUUUGCUGUGAUCCACAUGCAAACAUCCAGACCAAAAAGUGAUUCACUUGGAUGUGCAUACAGUGUGAUUAGAAACAGUCUUUUAAACCACUUCCCCAAUUAAAACUGCAUAUUAUGAUUACUCCUAAGAACAGUUUGGGGUUUACACUGUUCCUGGUUGUUGCAUUGUACAGUAUGAAGGGAUGCUGCUUAAAAAUAACAUCAAUAAUCACAGUGUAUGUCUGGUCUGAACACACACACUCUCUAGUGUGACUCGACAGCUGACUAGACGCUGACUAACCAUCACUAGUCCCUAAGGCUCCCACCAGUGGAGCUAAUGUGUCUUACGCAUCUAAUAAAACAUGAUAAACUUUGGCAUUCAGAGAAAAAAACUGUUCAUAAAUAACAGGCACAAGUAGCUAGCAUACGUGUGUGUACCUUCCUAGCACUGGCAGCAAGAUGCCAGCCCCUCAGUGUGGUGCACAGAAUUGUUCCUACUUAGUCUAACAUUGCAGGUUGACAGUGCAUCAUAUAUAAUGUAAUUCUGAGAAUAUUCUUCAUGGGUAAUAUCAAUAGAACUAAUAAUUAGGGAUAUUACAUCACAGGUCAGUCCAUGAUAGUCACUGAAAAAAAAAAAAAAAAAAAUACAGUAAAACCUCACUUUAAUGGACUAUUAGGGGGAAGGGGUGUCUUGACACCAAAAGUAUGUAGAACUGAUAAUAUAAAAUAAAAAGAGGUAUAGAGUAAAGAUAAAUUGAUAUGUGGUGAACGGCUGCAAUGCACCUUGCCCACUGCGAAUUUGAUAACUAGGAGCAGGCCGGCUGCUUAUAUUAACAUGCUGGUACCACGUUAUCAAAGAACUGUAGAUGGGUGUUCCCU
This is a messenger RNA of Eriocheir sinensis (Chinese mitten crab), 4177 nucleotides long. RefSeq names its product isopentenyl-diphosphate Delta-isomerase 1-like (gene Idi). NCBI's taxonomy places the organism in Eukaryota, Metazoa, Arthropoda, Malacostraca, Decapoda, Varunidae. The transcript has 4 exons. Gene Ontology annotation, molecular function: isopentenyl-diphosphate delta-isomerase activity. Gene Ontology annotation, cellular component: cytoplasm. The record is from RefSeq and is a predicted model, not a curated record. Gene Ontology annotation, biological process: isopentenyl diphosphate biosynthetic process; isoprenoid biosynthetic process. The coding region runs from base 214 to 1023 and encodes 269 amino acids.